Molecule: messenger RNA, 2697 nt
Organism: Symbiodinium sp. CCMP2456
Lineage: Eukaryota; Dinophyceae; Suessiales; Symbiodiniaceae
Source: the annotation of a GenBank genome assembly
AUGGGCGAUCGCCUGCUGCAUUCGGUGUCGCAGUAUUCCAAUCUGGAAGUCCUGCAUGCUGCCCCAUGCUGCAUGCCUGGGUUUGCAGGUGGACAUCCCUGUCGAGCCAACGACAGGCCCACGAGGAAUACUUUGCGAGAGCAUCUGUACAAGUUUCUCUUGAGGUCCCCAGCAACCUCCGCUCGUCUCGGUCCCGGUGGUCCCUGCUCAGAGUUCCCCGACUCCGCGGAGGCCAGAGACUCUGCAGAGAAGUUCUGCACAACGUUCUUCUUCGCGAGGACUCGGAAGCCUUCGCCCGCUGUGGGAGAGGAGGACCUUCUUGAGCCCGAAGUGGCUGAGGCGAAAGCCACCCCGGAAGAACCUGUCACGGCAGUGGCAGCUACCGCAGCCCAACGAGCUCUUGGCAGCGGAAGCACCUCUGCAAAUCUCAAGAACACCCCAGCGAUCGAUCCAGGUCCGGACCUGGUCGACCUGCUUCCCACAGCCUCUGCACUGGUCUCCACUUCGAUGCUUCCCUUCCGAUCGACGGAGGAAGCCAGCACGUGGCAGCCGAGGCCCCAUGGAUCCGGGUUGAACGAGCAGAUGGAUGCCAUGGCCAUUCUUGCGGAUGCUUUUGCCUACCGGAAGAGCCUCGCGCGAGCGGUUGGUGCUUGGCAGAGUGCUGUGCAAGACGAGAGGGAGCUCGUGCUGGAGCUUCGACGAAAGCAGGCACUGGGAUACUGGUUCCGCCGGACCAGGUCCGACAUGGCCGAGAGGGCUGCGGACCUUGAGCGGAGGUCCGCGCAGCGUCGACAAACCCUGAAGCUUGGCGUGGCGAGAUGGCAGCUUUGCCUCAUGGCGAGAAGAAGCUUCCGCCAUACCUUCGCCCGGUUGCACGGGCUCCAGUGCCGACGCUGUCUGCACUUGGCUUACGGCAGCUGGCUGGUGGCCGUGCACUCCGCCAAAGAGCUCCUGGCGCAUGCUACGCGGCUCACACGCUGCCGAGUGCUACAGGGGUGCUGGACGGCGCUGCGGGCAUACUCGCAGCAGCGACAGCUCAUGGCCUUGUACCGGAGCUGGGCAGACGUGCACUGGCUCCGCUCUCGGAUGACUGCGGCCUGGCAGGCCUGGCUUCGGUGGUUCCGGAAGCGUGGGAAGGUGGUGGCCAUGCGCAGUGAGCCGCAGCUGCUGGCGGCCUGGUGCUGGCUUCGGGUGCAUGCGGGAUCCGAGCGCCACAGGCGGUGGCUGCCACCCGGCUCAGGUCACUCACAACAACACACAUGGUGGUGGGCCCCUGCAGUUGACCUUCUUUUCGGCCCAGCACCCUUCGACGUCCAUCCGCACCACAUGCAGGCUGUACAGCUCACGGUGCUGCGCGGCUUUGUCAGCGCGCUCUUGAAGAAGAUUCUCUCGUCUUGGCAGAUGCAGGCCCGAGGGACCAGCAGCUUCGUCCAAAAAGUCCGCCUGAGCACGCUCGCGGCCUGCCUCUCGGCCUGGAAGGUCCAAACGGAAGAACUCCAGCGAACCCGCGCAUGCCAGCAAGAAGUGGCUUCACUGAGAGCAACCCGGAGCCGAGCGAGUGCCCUGAGGAGCUGGAGCCGAAGGUGUCGACGCCGAAUCGAGCAUCGACACCGGGCCCAAGACUUCGCUGCGGACUGUUGGCAUCGAAGCUGCAGGAGGGCCUUCUUGGCGUGGCGCAUAGCUUGGGACUGGGAGGCUGCAGUGCUGAAAGCACAGUCUCUUGCCGGAGGACGACUUCUUUGUGCAGCGAUGAAGGCUUGGGUCGGACUGUGGCACUAUGAGCGACAGGAAGCGAUCCGUUUGCGGCUCUCGGGGCUCUUCCUGCGAAAGUGCAGCCUGAAACGCGGGCUCCGGAAGCUCCACGUCCACGUGGGCAUUCAGGCCCGGCGCCGGGCCUUCCUGCAGGCAGAGGCUCAGCUUCGAGAGGCGGUGCUUCGGAAGCGGUGGCGCUGGCUCCAGGCUUGCUGGGGUGCUUGGAGAAGACAUGCCGAGCAUUGCCGGCUCAUGAAAUUGUAUCGUAGCUGGGCGGACGUCCACUGGCUCCGCUCUCGGCUGACUGCGGCAUGGCAGGCCUGGCUCCAGUGGUUCCGCAAACGCGGGAAGGUGGUGCCCAUGCGCAGCGCCCCGCAGCUGCUGGCGGCCUGGCGCUGGCUUCGAGUCCACGCAGCUUGCUCUGGCCAUGUGCACUUCAUGCGCAGGCCGCAACUUCCCAUUGAUGCGGCGGUUGCACCAUGGCAGCCCGUGGCCGCCGAGCUUCUCUUCGGCCCGGCCCCCUUCGACAUCCACCCGCACCACAUGCAGGCGAUGCGCCCUGGACUCCUGGAGCUCUUCGCAAGCGCUCUGCGGAAGGAGAUGAUGGAACUCUGGAAAGCGGAGGCGCGAGGUUUAUCGGAGCCGGAGCAGAAUGCAGACAAGAAAGUCCUGCAUGAAAUGCACGAGAAAGGUCGAGGUUUAGCGCAGAUUGUCGAAGGCAGCCGCGGAGAAGUGCAGGCGCUUGCACAGCAUCCAGACUGCGGCGCUGAUCCGAGAAUUGUGAAAGCGAAAGCGGGCGCGGGAGUCGUCCUCGGGGAGUUCUUGAGGUCCUCAGCUCUCGCUGCCGACGUGUCCGCCGGCGGCUGCUGCAUCAUUGGAGCCGAAGGUCUCCACAGCUCGGAGCAGAGCCGCAGAGCUUCCAAGCUUUUGCUUGACUCAACUUGA